Messenger RNA from Melampsora larici-populina 98AG31, 1437 nucleotides. RefSeq lists its product as uncharacterized. Lineage: Eukaryota; Fungi; Basidiomycota; Pucciniomycetes; Pucciniales; Melampsoraceae. Gene Ontology annotation, biological process: sphingosine biosynthetic process; ceramide biosynthetic process. Gene Ontology annotation, molecular function: serine C-palmitoyltransferase activity; pyridoxal phosphate binding. The transcript has 5 exons. The record is from RefSeq and is a predicted model, not a curated record. Gene Ontology annotation, cellular component: serine palmitoyltransferase complex. The annotation marks the transcript as partial.
GAAGAACCUGGUUAUUGGGUUUAUCUUUCCACUUAUUUUUCUUAUCUGAUCUUAAUUCUACUAGGUCAUAUUCGUGAUUUCUUUGGAAAACGUUUCAAAUCUGAAGCAUUUCAACACUUGAUGCCUCAUAAUGGAUAUGCAGCCUUAAAUUCAGAUUUCGAUUCAUUCUAUACUCGUCGAUUAAAAGCUAGAAUGGAAGAUUGUUUUGCUAGACCAGUUACCGGUGUAGCAGGUCGAACCAUCACACUUAUUGAACGUACAACAGAUGAUCAUUGUGAAACUUUUCAAUACACUGGCAAUACCAUCCAAGCUUUAAACAUCUCGUCAUACAACUAUUUAGGAUUUGCUCAAUCUAAAGGAUUUGUAAAUUCAUCAGUAGAAGAUAGAUUGAAAACCUAUGAUGUCUCUACUAGAUCAGAAGCGGGUUUAUCACCAUUACAAAUCCAAUGUGAAAAAUUAAUUUCAAAUUUCUUAGGAACAGAAGAUGCCUUAUUAGUUUCACAAGGAUUUGCAACCAAUUCCACUACGUUUCCUGCUUUAGGUUCAAAAGGAACUUUAAUCAUUUCAGAUGAAUUAAAUCAUUCUUCGAUUCGAUUCGGUUCUCGUUUAUCGGGUGCAAUGGUUCGACAAUAUAAACAUAAUGAUAUGGUAGAUUUAGAGAAAUUACUUAGAGAAUCCAUUAGUCAAGGUCAACCUAGAACUCAUCGACCUUGGAAAAAGAUUGUGGUCGUCGUCGAAGGUAUCUAUUCUAUGGAAGGUACUGUGGUUAACUUACCGAAGUUGUAUCUGCUUAAAGCGAUUUACAAGUUUUAUCUGUAUGUCGAUGAAGCUCAUUCUAUUGGAGCAUUAGGGCCCAGAGGUAGAGGUGUUUGUGAUUACUUUGGAUUGGACCCAGCCGGUACAGAUAUCCUAAUGGGUACUUUUACAAAAUCUUUCGGAGCCAGUGGAGGAUACAUUGCAGGAUCACAUUCUACAAUCCAAAGUUUACGACACCAAAACCAUUCAAUGAUUUAUUCAGAAGCCAUGUCACCUGUAGUCUUACAACAAAUCAUUUCAUCUUUAUCUUUAAUCAUUGGAAACCAACAAGUGUCUAAACAGAUCGGAGAACUUGAUGAAGGUCAAGAAAGGUUAAGAAGAUUAGCUUUUAAUGCUAGAUAUCUUUCGUCUGGUUUAAGAAAACUUGGGUUUAUUGUUUAUGGAAAUCGUGAUUCACCUAUUAUUCCAUUACUUAUUUUUCAUCCAGGAAAAAUGUUACAAUUCUCAAGAAUGAUGUUAAAAGAAUACUCAAUCGUAGUAGUAGUAGUAGCUUAUCCUGCCACACCUUUAGUUUCAUCUAGAGUAAGGUUUUGUGUAUCUGCUUCACAUACUAAAGAAGAUUUAGAUAAGGUUUUGAUUGCUUGUGAUGAGAUUGGAGAAAGAUUGGGAUUGAAGAUGUCU